CGGAGCUGAUUGUGCUUCCACAAUGCUUACAUCUAACGCAAGCAUGGCCGCAUUAAUCUCCGUCACCGCUACCCUCCAAUCGAUGACAUGGCUCGUAUGUGCUUACACCACUUGUCACCCCUCAUACAACCUUUUAUCUUUCCAAAAUUACUUUUCUUUCCUUACAAAACACCGAUUUCUUUGACAAUUUUCUUUCCAAAAUUGCUUAACCAACUCCCACAGCACAAGCCCAACCGCCGCCCAAAACCCAAGACUUUCCCUUUUUCCACCGCCAUGGAUCCACCUCCCACCACCCCUAAGCUACGUCUAAUGUGUAGCCACGGCGGCCACAUAAUCCCACGCCCACAGACCAAAGCCCUUUACUACGCCGGCGGUGAAAACCGCAUCAUCACUUUCCCCACCACCACCACCACCACCACCGCCACCCUUACUCUUUCUUCUCUCACCACCCACCUUUCUACCGUCCUCCACGUCGCCACCCCGUUUGUUCUCAAAUACCAACUUCCUGGUCACGACCUCGACUCACUCAUUUCCAUCUCAACUGAUGAUGAUCUUCAAAUCAUGUUAGAAGAGCAUAGCAGACUUUCUUCUAAUACUGCUACUCCUUCACGUAUCAGACUAUUUCUUUUUCCAGUUGUCAAUGGCGGUAACGCUGAGUUGAGUCAUCCCAAAAGGGAGAGUUGGUUUAUUGAUGCUUUGAGGAGUGCAAGAGUGGGAUUUGGAGGGGAAAGUGGUGAACAAGCUGAGUCUAUUGUUUUGGAAACUUCUUCUUUUGGCUCUACUUCUUCUUCGCUUUCUUUGUCCAAUUUGCCUCCAAUCAAACCCUCAUCAGAUUCAAUACCAAGUGAUGAUUGUGUUGGGAGUGCUGUUCCUAGUGUGCAGACUGGAACUUGUCAAGACCAAGUUUGCCCCAUUGCUGCAAUAGAUAAUAAAGUCUCAUUGAACCCUUUUGAAUCAGACAAGAAAAUUGCUGAUCCUUCCUUUGGGAUUGAGAUGCAUAAACCAAUUCAGGCGUCUGGGUUUCCAUUAAAUCUGAUGGAUCUACCUCAGCAGCCAAAACUAUUUAUUCGCGAGGGUACCCAUUACGUGCCGCAAAAUAUGCCUGGAAUACAGCCAGUUACAUCAUAUUACCCUAUGUAUCAUCCGGUGCUGCAGCAACAACAUCUCUAUUAUCAGACCAAUCAACCCUACCCACUGUAUUACUUUCCUGUUGCCCCAACUCAAUCUUACAAUAUACCUGUGGAGCAUGGUAUGAUUCAGGCAUCUAGUAUUGGCUCUGGUCAGCCCCAAACUCAACCAAAUGCUUCGUGGAUUCCAACUCAAAUGGUUCUCAAGGAGGUUGCAACGGUAACUCAACCUGUAGCUGAGUUAACCUCACAACAAUGCAAAAACAUUCCAGCAGCACAUCCAGUUAUUCGUGCACCACAUACCGAAACAGAAACAAUGCUUGCAGGUGCUCAAAUUCAGCACCAACCUCAAUCAUUUGGUGUUGCUGCUGGUGAAACAGCCAAUUACACUAACAAAGUUGAUGAUGACCCUGCUCGUGUACAAAUAUACAAAUCUCAGCCUCCACCCCCAAUGUUGCCUUCAAAGUACCAAACCAUGACCAAAGCCACAACAUUACUUUUGUCUGAGGCUCUGGCAAAGUUACAUACAAUCAAUGCUGAGCAACAGAUCAGAACAUCAGAACCACAAUGAUUCGUUCUCCAACAGGGAAAACAAUUUUGGUAGUGGUGUCUUGGUAACUUUUGGUCGUUCUACCUUGGUUCUGAUUUUGGUAGUGGUAUGUGUAACCUGCCUGCCAUCUAAAUAGACAAUAUGGUGUUUCUUCUUUUAACUUACUUGUUUUGUUCCUUUUUUUGUUUGUUUGAUUUGUUUAUUUGUUUUUCUCGAAUGUUCUUGAGAUUAUAGUAUUCCACACAAAGUGUUGUAUGGUUGAAUUGUCUCUCCUGAUCUUGGUUUUGUUAGUAAAUGAGGGUGCACUCAUCCCUUUUCUGAAAAAUAGAACCUUUGGUUAUGUAAUCUUACUAAUGGAAUGAGGCUUUUCAUUAUGGAUGUUGAAUAUUUGCCUAUCUCUUUUCUAAAAGCACAAAUAGAUACUUCUGACUGUAAAGAGAAAGCAAAAGGGAUAUUUUUUGUCUAUAUGUUGUUAACUAUUCAAAUUACAAUCAUUAUAGGUGUAGAGUUUAUUACAGUUCCACUCUUGGUGCAAAUAGUUACCCCUAUCUAUGUUUAUUGCUUGCUAAAACUGCGAUUAGUUGCAUAUGAGGACUACCAACCCUACAUCUGCCAUGAUUUUGACAGUUAUUCUUGUCUUUUUGAUUGUGGGUCUACAGCUGUGUGUUUUCAUCAUUUUGGCAAACACUCAUCUUGGCUGGAAUCUUCUGGAAAUGGGAACCAGGCAACCCAUUUUCUUGCCAUCUGCAUUUGCUGCUUUCACCACUAAACCUCUUGAUGAAAGAGGUCCUUCUUGUUGAACAUUAAUUUUAAUAUUUCUUUCUCAACCACAUGUCCUCUUGUAGCCAAAACUUAAAUCCUUGAUGCAAAGAAGGUUUUUUUUCAAUGUUUAAGUAACCAAAACUGGUUCCAUUGAUAUUUGACUCCUUUAGAUUUAUUAUAUAACUUUUCUUCAAAUUAACUAUUGUUGUUUCUGUAACAGUUGAGACUGGACAUAUUAGUAGGUAUUCUUUCCAUACCAUGUUUUUAACCUUUCAUAAUUCGCCAGCCUUAACACUGU
This is a messenger RNA of Durio zibethinus, 2737 nucleotides long. Its product is annotated as Octicosapeptide/Phox/Bem1p family protein. The record is from RefSeq and is a predicted model, not a curated record. NCBI's taxonomy places the organism in Eukaryota, Viridiplantae, Streptophyta, Magnoliopsida, Malvales, Malvaceae. Gene Ontology annotation, molecular function: protein binding.